This is a messenger RNA of Capsicum annuum, 836 nucleotides long. RefSeq names its product ras-related protein RABA5e. The record is from RefSeq and is a predicted model, not a curated record. The coding region runs from base 17 to 670 and encodes 217 amino acids. The transcript is spliced from 2 exons. NCBI's taxonomy places the organism in Eukaryota, Viridiplantae, Streptophyta, Magnoliopsida, Solanales, Solanaceae. Gene Ontology annotation, cellular component: endosome. Gene Ontology annotation, molecular function: GTP binding; GTPase activity.
AAAAAAAAACAACCAAAUGGACUCAUCGGAUGAUGAAGGUGAGGAGUACCUUUUCAAGAUUGUUAUCAUAGGUGAUUCAGCAGUAGGCAAAUCUAAUUUGCUUACAAGAUAUUCAAGAAAUGAGUUUAAUUUGCAUUCAAAAGCAACUAUUGGAGUUGAGUUUCAGACCCAAACACUUGAAAUUGAUGGUAAAGAAGUUAAAGCACAGAUUUGGGAUACUGCUGGUCAAGAAAGGUUUAGAGCUGUUACUUCUGCUUAUUAUAGAGGUGCUUUUGGUGCUCUUCUUGUUUAUGAUAUUUCAAGAAGGACCACUUUUGAUAGCAUACCUAGGUGGCUUGAUGAACUUAAAACUCAUUCUGAUACUACGGUUACAAGGAUGCUCGUGGGAAACAAAUGCGACUUGGAGAACAUAAGGGCUGUGAGCAUAGAAGAAGGCAAAAGCCUGGCAGAAUCUGAAGGAAUGUUCUUCAUGGAGACAUCUGCCCUCGAUUCAACAAACGUAAACCAGGCUUUCGAGAUUGUGAUUCGAGAGAUCUAUAAUAGUGUUAGCAGAAAGGUUUUGAAUUCUGACUCGUAUAAAGCGGAAUUAUCUGUCAACAGAGUUAGCCUGGUCAAUGAUGGUACCGAUGGAUCGAAAAAAAAUAAGGGCUAUUCUUGUUGUUCUAGGUGAUUUAUGUUGUCCUCUUUUUUUUGUUACCCUAAAGUUUACAAGAACAGUUAUAUGAAUGGUUCAUUAAAUUAUUUUUCUUGGUCUUACUGUUUAUUGAUUUGUUAAUGGUCAGAAGAUAUUUGUAUUCUAAAUGGCAGCUGAAAUGAAAAAUGUUUCUUUUCUCCAA